AGGUUUUAUGGGGUGCAGUUUGAAGGCUGAUACUCAUCUUGCAAUGGCUGACUACGAAAAAGUGGAUGAUGAAACGUUGCAAAGCCUUAAGGAUGUGGCAAACAAACUGCGGAUCCAUUCCAUCAGAGCCACGUGUGCCUCCGGCUCGGGACACCCCACAUCAUGCUGCAGUGCUGCGGAGAUCAUGUCUGUGCUCUUCUUCCACACAAUGCGAUACAAGGCCCAGGACCCUCGCAAUGCCAGCAAUGAUCGCUUUGUCAUGUCUAAGGGACAUGCUGCACCCAUCCUGUAUGCAGCCUGGGCAGAGGCUGGUUUUGUGGAGGAGUCUAGGCUUCUGGACUUCCGCAAGGUUGACUGUGAGCUAGAGGGCCACCCAACUCCAAAAGCAGAGUUUGUGGAUGUUGCAACAGGCUCAUUGGGUCAAGGUCUUGGUGCUGCAUGUGGCAUGGCCUACACUGGGAAGUACUUUGACAAAUCUAGCUACCGUGUCUACUGCCUGCUGGGGGACGGCGAGUGUUCCGAGGGGGCAGUGUGGGAGGCAAUGGCCUUUGCCUCCUAUUACAAUCUAGACAACCUUGUGGCUAUCCUGGAUGUGAACCGUCUGGGCCAGAGUGGGGCUACUCCACUGCAGCAUGACACCGAGACCUACCAGAAACGCUGCCAGGCCUUUGGAUGGAACACAUCCAUUGUGGAUGGACAUGAUGUGGAAGAGCUGUGCAGGGCCCUGUGGCAGGCUGAACAAACAAAGGGCUUACCCACUGCAAUCAUUGCAAGGACCUUCAAGGGCAAAGGACUUGCAGGAAUUGAGAAUGAGGAUAACUGGCAUGGCAAGCCCAUUCCAGAUGACUGUGCGGAGUCCUUGUUGUCUGAGCUCCAAGGACUAAUUGGCUCCAGCAAGCCCCUUUGCCCCAAGCUCCCCAUAGAAGAUAUGGUUUCUGUGGACCUUUCUCCUAUUAGCUUGCCUUCCCUACCUGCCUAUAAAUUGGGUGAUAAGGUGGCCACAAGGCGUGCUUAUGGGUUUGCUCUCGUCAAGCUGGGAGAUGCAUGUCAGAGAGUGGUGGCAUUAGAUGGUGACACCAAAAAUUCAACUUUUUCUGAGAUCUUCAGGAAGUUCCAUCCAGAACGCUAUAUUGAAUGCUUUAUUGCUGAACAGAAUAUGGUUAGUGUGGCUGUUGGUUGUGCUACCAGGGAUCGCUGUGUGCCAUUUGUCAGCACCUUCGGUGCCUUCUUGAGUCGAGCCUAUGACCAGCUGCGCAUGGCAGCAAUCUCCCAGUCAAAUAUCAACUUGGUUGGCUCCCACUGUGGUGUUUCAGUUGGUGAGGAUGGCCCUUCCCAAAUGGCUCUUGAAGACCUUGCCAUGUUCAGAGCCAUCCCCACCUGCACAAUCUUCUACCCCUGUGAUGCAGUCUCCACAGAAAGAGCUGUAGAGCUGGCUGCUAACACAAAGGGAAUCUGCUUCAUUAGGACCACUCGACCAGACACCACUGUAAUCUAUCCAGCAGAGGAAAAAUUUGAAGUGGGAUGUGCCAAGGUGGUGCAGCAAUCAGAAAAUGACAAGGUAACAGUCAUUGGGGCAGGUGUGACUCUGCAUGAAGCUCUUGCAGCUGCAGAAGAGCUUGCCAUUGAAGGUGUGAAUAUCAGGGUGAUUGACCCAUUUACCAUUAAGCCUCUGGAUAAUGCCACCAUUGUGUCUAGUGCUCAGGCCACAGGUGGUAGGAUUAUAGUUGUGGAGGACCACUAUAAAGAAGGAGGACUGGGCGAAGCUGUAUGCUCCAUACUGACCAAGGAAUGCGGCAUUGUGGUGAAGACGUUGGCAAUAACAACGGUUCCCCGGAGUGGGAAGCCUCAGGAGCUGCUUGACCUGUACGGCAUUAGCGCCAAGGCCAUUGUGAGGGCUGUCAAAGAUGUGAUUGCCACCUAAAGAAGGAAAUCCCACCCUGUUAAGUCCAAUGCCAGUUAGUCCUCCAACAAAGAUGUAGUAAUGGGUGUCUUCAGGUUCAGCAAACUAGGUCUGAAUAAGGGAGGAAAAACUCAGCUGUGACAUGGCUUUCUCACCUAGUGAGUCAUGUUUCAGCCUAUUGUAUAUUCAGACUUCCUCCUGUAUCAAAUUGCUUUUCUUUACUAAUUCCACUACUUACUGCUUGAAUGACUUUUUGUGAAAUGUAAAUGUUACAGCUUCACUGGGAAAUGCACUCAUGGUUCCUCUGACCUUAAUGUUUUGAAAGCUACAUCUUAAUAUGAAACCAGCAGCUGGUAUUGUGUGCCUUCAGGAUGCAGAAGCAGCUUUAAGGGUCUGAGUGUAAACUCAUUCUGCUUGUGUUCCUUAUCUGUUUGCACUCCUGAGAUGACUAUGCAAGAAUAAAUUAUUUGCAGCA
This is a messenger RNA of Scleropages formosus (Asian bonytongue), 2375 nucleotides long. RefSeq names its product transketolase b (gene tktb). The transcript has 14 exons. The record is from RefSeq and is a predicted model, not a curated record. Bases 8 to 1921 code for a protein of 637 amino acids. Lineage: Eukaryota; Metazoa; Chordata; Actinopteri; Osteoglossiformes; Osteoglossidae. Gene Ontology annotation, molecular function: transketolase activity; thiamine pyrophosphate binding.